GUACACAAAUGGCGAGUAACUGCCGACAACGUCUACGGCAUUCCCGGCUGGUGCGGCGGCCUCUGGGAUAACAUGAAGAGCUUUCAGGGCGACUGCCCCAUUUCCGAUGCCUGGUGCGGAGGCGAGAACGGAUUGCUUGAGUGGAAGUUCACGACACCAAGUACCUGCGGUCCUGGUGCGGUCGAGGCCGCGUGGUGGGAGGCGACAAAGAAUGAGUUUGGGGCUAUUGUUUGU
Messenger RNA from Bipolaris zeicola 26-R-13, 234 nucleotides. RefSeq lists its product as uncharacterized. The transcript has a single exon. The record is from RefSeq and is a predicted model, not a curated record. The annotation marks the transcript as partial. Lineage: Eukaryota; Fungi; Ascomycota; Dothideomycetes; Pleosporales; Pleosporaceae.